Molecule: messenger RNA, 1720 nt
Organism: Manduca sexta (tobacco hornworm)
Lineage: Eukaryota; Metazoa; Arthropoda; Insecta; Lepidoptera; Sphingidae
Product: gastrula zinc finger protein XlCGF46.1-like
Exons: 4
Coding region: 1-1569 (522 amino acids)
Biological process (GO): regulation of transcription by RNA polymerase II
Cellular component (GO): nucleus
Molecular function (GO): DNA-binding transcription factor activity, RNA polymerase II-specific; RNA polymerase II transcription regulatory region sequence-specific DNA binding
Source: RefSeq, a predicted model, not a curated record
AUGGAUAGUGACAAUAAUUCUGAUAAUUUUGCUGAUGAUAGUAGUGUAGUCCUAGGAGAUAGUCUUUCUAGAUUAGAUGAUAAAAGUAAUAAGCAAACUUUAAAAUUUCAACCUUCUCCAUGGGAUUUAUACUUUUGGCUGUGUGGACAUUGUCACUUGAGAUUCAGUUCUUUAUCCAGUGUCCGUAGCCAUUGUAUAGCUGAUCAUGGAGUUUGCUGCAGCUGGCAAUGUGCUGACUGUUUAGAGAGGGUUGAUGAGUAUGAACUAUUUAUCAAACACAUACAGACACAUAAUAGUGAGAUGUUGAAUUAUUGCGAACAGUGCAAUGUAAAGCUAGAAAAUGGUCAUACCCACAGUGCCAUAGACCAUCCAAUGUGUAAAUAUUGUGGAGACAUAUUUGAAAGUCCAGAAUUACUUUUACACCACCAAAAUAAAUACCAAAAUGGAAAAGUUACCCUAGCUGAAACUCGUUUAUCCUUAGAAAAUCAGUGUAAAGAAUCAUGGAGCUCUUAUAAGUGGGCUUGUAAGUAUUGUGAUAUGAUAACGUUGAGCAAGGAAGCUCUACGGUACCAUUCAAGGCUAGUCCAUGGAAAAUGCUUUGGGAUGAAAUGUACCGAUUGUGAUAUUAGUUUAACAAAUUUUGUACAAUUUGUUGACCAUGUCAGAAUGCACAGAGAGAAUCUUAGGUAUUACUGCCCGUACUGUGACAUUCCUCUUACUGACGAAACACAUUUGAAACAGCAUACAGUUGAUUCCAUUAAUUGCAAUUCCUGUGGUGAGCUGUUUCAAAGCCAACGAGACCUUUGCGAGCACAUAUCAACCGUCAAAGAGGAUAUAAAAAUUACAUACAAAACAAGGAAAUCUAAAAGCAUCAAAAAGAUAGAAAAAGUAAUCACAGAAGAAGAUUUAAUUUGCAAUUUUUGCGGAAAGCGAACAAAAAGUCUGAAGUCACUAAGGUUGCAUAUGAAACGGCACUCGGACAGGAACAGAGACUACACCUGUGACAGAUGUGGUAAAACCUUCUUGACAAAGUCAACCCUAUCAGCCCACAUCAUAAUACACGAGAACCCUGAUCCCGAGGUCUGCAAGAUUUGCAAAAAGACCUUCCUAACUCUAACGAGGCUGAAGAAACACGUAAAAACUCAUUACAACGAACGACCGUUUCGCUGCGAAGUGUGUCAUAAAUGCUUUAGGCUUAAAGAGCAUUUGAAAAGUCAUGCGGUGACCCACACAGACGAAAUGCCGUACCAUUGUCAGUAUUGCGAGAAGUCUUUUAAACAUCGAAAUGUUUUAAAGACUCAUGAAAACCAGCACACAGGUGCGAGACCAUACGCCUGUGAAAUCUGUGAUAUGUAUUUUGCUAACUGGUCUAAUUGUAACAAGCAUCUUAAACGGAAACAUGGUACUACCUUAGCUAAGAAUGUCAUAACGCCGCAAGGGAAACUGCCUAUCAAUCCAAAGACAGGCAAGCCGAAGAAGUUGAAAGAUUUGGAGACAGUCAAAGAUUGGACAGAGAGUAUAAUGGGGAGUAAAAAGAGAGGAUGGAGUGAAUCUAAGGCGGUUGAUUGAAUUUAUAGUUUCAGUUUUGAUGCUUGAUUUGAAUUGUUUGCUGGCGUUGUGUCAACGUGUCGACGCGCAGGAGUCCUUUAUUAUAUAAACAAUCGACUAUAAUAUAGUUGUUUUAGCUACGUACUUUACAGAUCAUAAUAAAUAUGUACAA